UGGUUAUCGCCCCUAUCAACCCCCUCUCUUCUGUACUAUGUGUGUGCGAGUUUGUUGUGUUUCGGAUAGAAAGUGAGCCUGGUUUCCAGCUGAGUGCUUGCUCUCUCUCUCUCUCUCUGUGUGUGUGUGUUGUCAUUAUUAUCCAGUCUGCUCCCAGCUCAGAAUGGCCAGAUUCACUCAGACUGAAACAAGAAGGCAGCAGCAACCACAGCAGCCCCAUCCCGCUCACACCAGCCUGGUUUUCACUGGACCUGGGGCAACACCGAUCCAACAACCACUACUACUUAUUCCUCACCAGCACCAGUACUCUCAGAUCACAUUUCCUAAACCCAUGAACGGGUCAGAAUCCAUUUCAAUUCAUCCGGAGAGCGGCAACAUGAAAGACCAAGAUGCCAUAAAGCUGUUUAUCGGGCAGAUACCGCGGAACUUAGAGGAAAAAGACCUGAAACCUCUGUUUGAACAGUUUGGGAAAAUCCACGAACUGACUGUUCUGAAGGACCGAUACACCGGCAUGCACAAAGGCUGCGCGUUCCUCACCUACUGCGCCCGCGAGUCGGCCAUCAAAGCCCAGAACGCCCUCCAUGAACAGAAAACACUGCCAGGGGUAAGUCUCUACCCACUUCACCACCAUGCCAUCUGA
This is a messenger RNA of Salvelinus sp. IW2-2015, 640 nucleotides long. RefSeq names its product CUGBP Elav-like family member 5. Lineage: Eukaryota; Metazoa; Chordata; Actinopteri; Salmoniformes; Salmonidae. The record is from RefSeq and is a predicted model, not a curated record. Gene Ontology annotation, molecular function: RNA binding.